Molecule: messenger RNA, 1803 nt
Organism: Pichia membranifaciens NRRL Y-2026
Lineage: Eukaryota; Fungi; Ascomycota; Pichiomycetes; Pichiales; Pichiaceae
Exons: 1
Coding region: 1-1803 (600 amino acids)
Biological process (GO): double-strand break repair via nonhomologous end joining; cellular response to X-ray; cellular response to gamma radiation
Cellular component (GO): Ku70:Ku80 complex
Molecular function (GO): double-stranded DNA binding; telomeric repeat DNA binding
Source: RefSeq, a predicted model, not a curated record
AUGUCUGCAAGAACCACCUACCUGCUCGUGGACAACACGUCCCACGUGCUGCGGGCAAACGAGUCCGCCCUCUCGCUGGUGUCCUUCUUCGUGUACAACUACCUCAUCAACCCGAUCGUGUUCAACAAGUCCAACAAGGUCUCCCUCAUCCGACACCCGCAGGCGGUCACGGACGCCGACAACAGGGCGUUGGCCUGGAACGACAUCGUGCGCUUUGUGGCGGCCUUGGAGACGCCCCACGGUGGCGACCCCGCCAACCAGACAGAUCUAAUGAAGGCCGUCACAGACGUCCUCCAGUCGGUCUCCUUCGGGCUGGGCAGGCUCAAGAGCUGCGACGUCCUCGUCGUGUCGGCCUUCGACUUCGACUACGACUGGGAGCUCUUCGGGAACAAGAUCAAGACCCUCGUGGAGACACACGACAACCUCAACUUGAUCUUCGUUGACUCGUACGCCGCAUCCACGUCUGCAGACAGCCUUGCAGAGGCCAGAGACAAGUACCACGACGCCAACAUCAGGUACAUCAACAAAACGGUCGUCAACGCCAACAUGAACAACGAGCAGAACUUCACCUACACCUUGGGUGACGCCAUCUCCGCCCUGACCAAGUUCUCGUUGUUCACUCCGAAGUUCAAGAAACCCGUCGAGAUCUACUCCUACAAGCUGCAGCUGCUCGGGAUCCCGGACCUCGAGCUCGACAUCUCUGCUUACCCGUUUGUGAAAAGGAGCAGCCUGACCGACUACGUGGCCUCCACCUCUAUUGAUGUCAGGACCCAGCAGAGAAUCAAAGAGAAGUACGUCUACUACUACGAAGAGGAGGGCACGGAGAAGGAGAACUUUGGCGAAAAGGAGGCCAAGGAAAUCCAGAACCCGGAAUUCAUCAUCGAGGGAUACAAGUUCGGUACGUCGAACUUCCUACUCACAGACUUGCCGGCAAACGUGUUCAGCAUGAACUCGAUCAAGUCCAUGACUAUCGCCUCCUUUGUUCCAAAGUCUACGGUCCCUCCGUGGUACCUCCACCAGGACUCCUUGAUCGUCCUUCCCUCGAGCAAAAACACCAAGGACGGCUCCCACACCAUCAACAAAGACAUGGCAAUCUACUCGGAGCUCUGGUACGCCAUGGUUCGUCUGAACGUCGUGGCCAUGGUGCGGUACGUUAAGAGAAACGGAACAGACGUCAGGUACGGGAUACUGUACCCGCAGGGGUUUGUCGACGAGCAGUCGGAGGUGAGCGGCGUCAUUGACUUUGGGUGCUUCAUCUUUGUCGAAACAAUCUUCAGGGACGACGAGAAGCUGGUCAAUUUGCCCGACCUUGUAAACCGGAAAAUCAGCGACCCCAAGCUGGAGUCAGAAAUGGACGCCCUGGUGGACUCGUUCUGUCUCGACACGGACGACGUCGACGACGACGUUGACCAGCCCGAUGAUCUCCCUACUGUCGAGUCAUGCGUCGUCUCCAUGAACGACAUUCCAAACAACGAUAUGUUCUACGGACUCAGAGAAGAAAUCCUUGAAGAGUCCGGACUUACGUCCGACCAACAGGGGGACACCCAUCUCCUAGCUAAAACGGUCACAACCGCAAUACGAAAGUACAACCACCCGCUCAUGUCGAUCGAAAGGUUAGUCUACCUGAUCUCCUUCUUCAUCCUGCAGCAGCACAUGCAGGAAGCCGGAGGAGGCGACCCGACAUCGUUGUACAGCAUGUACGAGAAACAUGGGAUUCCAAUGCAGGUCAUUGAGAAGUGGUUGGACACCGCCAAGACGGGGGGCGUUUUCAGGCCCACGGCGUUAAACAAAGAUUAUAAAUGA